This is a messenger RNA of Adineta ricciae, 1638 nucleotides long. The record is from the annotation of a GenBank genome assembly. Lineage: Eukaryota; Metazoa; Rotifera; Eurotatoria; Adinetida; Adinetidae.
AUGUAUCGUUAUUCAUUGAUUCGACAUUAUCGAUUAUUCUCAUUUGUUGUUGCUCGGUUUUCGAGUAAUCAAUUGAAAAAUUUCGAGCAAAAGACAUUUGAUUAUUUCUAUACACGUCGUCUGAAAUUAUUCAAUGGAAAUCAACAGCAAAUGUCCAAUCAUUUACAUUCACAACUUCAAUCAUUACUGAGAACUUCAUCGAUUAACAAUCAAUUGAUUCAUCUGAAUUCAACAAAAGAUUUUACAGAAAAUCUAUCCAUUGAACAACUAAACGAUCUGCUAUUUUUCGCUUAUGAACAUCAAAUUAAACUCGAUCUGUUGACAAAGCGUUUAAUCGAAUGCGUCGAUCCUAUCCAUAAACAAUUUUCACCGCAUCUAUUCGUCGAACUUGUCAAUCUUCUCGUUCUUCAUCAACAAAAGUACUACGAUUAUCAAACUAAAGUUCCAAACAAAACUCUCGAAAAUUUCCUACAAACAUUCGAACUCAAUUUGACUAUCGAGCAGAUCAAAAACAUUCCUCUAGCUGAACUGAGUCUUCUCUGUUCAGCAAUGUAUCGUUUACAAAUGUCUCUGAAAAAUCGCCAACUACUCCAAUCGAUCGGUGAAUGUUUAAUCGAAGAUGAGACGAAGAAGAAUCUUUCUGCUGUUGAUAAACAAAAUUUUAUCAAAAUUUUAACAUUAUCCAAUUACGGAAAGAUCGAAAUAGCUGAUGCUCUCGCCAAUCGAUUUAAUCAAUCAUUCGAACAACAUCUUCAAUCGAAUUUAAAAUCUUUAAGUUAUGAAAUCGUUCGAAUGACUAUGCGAAUUGGACUUUAUUUUUCGAUGCUUCGAUUUUAUUCCGAACGGUUCUUUGCUAAUUGUUUGAAAUUAAUAGAAUUAGAAGCAAGAACAUCAACACCAUCCUAUCGAGCAAAGGAUACAAUACAAAUCAUGAACAUGUUGAUUUUUAUGGGUUAUACGAAGACAUAUGAUAAGAAUUACAUGCACUUGAUUAAGACAUACGAUCAGAUGAAUCAUUUCGAAGGAAAACCCGAUCGAUUGUUGGAUGUACUUGCACCAUUGGCGAUGGUUGGACAUUUUCCAGAGGAUUUAUUGCAAAGAUUGUUUACGAAAGAUAAUUUGAGCCGACUGAAAGAUUCUCGAAUGAAAGAAAAGUUAUUUUUUGUUUCUCAAUCACAAAAACUUCUCUGUUCGCCAUCGAGAACACUACUUGAUCGGGAUUACCUGAAGUCAUUACCACAUCAUCUCUACGGUUCUUGGUCAAUAGAAAAACGGAAACGUCCAUACUUCUCCACUUUGGUAGAACGAUUGAUGGAAUGUGUCCCUAAUCGUUCGGAUGUGAAAAGUGCCUUCCUUUUAAAACAUUUCAAGAGUCCUGAUAUUAUCGUUUGUUCGAAUGACAAUGCAGAUAGAUACGCAUUAGAAGUACUCAGUGAAGAGGAAAUCUGUGCGAAUGAACCAUUUCGACCAUUGGGCUUAGUUCAAUCUAAACUACGUCAAUUGCAAGAAUUGAAAUAUAUACCUGUGAUUAUCUAUCCAAAUGAUACUUUAUAUGAGAUCAAAACAGUUAGAGAAGUAUUUGAAUGGAUUCGACGUCGUGCUGAAAGUACAGAAGCAUCGCUGAGUGAGAGUUAUUAG